AUGUUGCCAAACUUACGUGCAUUUAUUCGAAUAAAUAUGGUUAAUUGGGUUGGAAUGGAUGAAGCUGGUAUAGAUGGAGGUGGAAUAUUCAAGGAGUUCUUGUGUGAAGUAAUCAAAACAGCCUUGGAUCCAUCGCGCGGAUUGUUUGCAGCCACGAAAGAUCAUUUCUUGUAUCCAAAUCCCUCGGCAUCUACCAUCUACCCAAAUGAUUUUCAGGAUCAUUUUUAUUUUGUUGGGCGUCUUAUUGGCAAGUUAAUAUAUGAAAAGUUAUUAAUUGAUGUGCGUUUUGCCGAUUUUUUUAUUGUUCAAUCUUUUAAAUCCUUUGAUACGAAUCUUCUCGAUUUGGAAUAUAUCAAAACCUAUGAUUCUCAAUUGCACGCUAACUUAAAAUUUUUGAAAGACUGUUCACCAGAGGAAGUCAAUUCACUUGACCUCGAUUUUAGUAUUCUAACUGAUAAUCUUGGAGUAUUGCAGAAAAUCGACUUAAAGAAAAAUGGUAGCGAGAUAAAAGUGAAUGCUGAAAAUCGUAGUGAAUAUAUUUCGCUCUAUGUGAAUUAUCUUAUUUCAAAACUUGAACCUAUGAUAUGUGCAUUCAAAGCCGGUAUUCGGAAUGUUAUUGAUCCAGGUUGGUUACGAAUCUUCUCUGCUACUGAAAUUGGAGCUCUUAUUGGAGGUUUGGAUGCUGAUAUCGAUGUUAACGAUCUUAAAAAUCAUACGAAAGUCCACAAUAUAAAAUGUAAGAAUUUCGCAAAGAAACCUGCUGAUGAUGAUUUGCUAUAUAUGGAUAAUUUUUGGCUUUUGAUAAAUGAUCUGCCUUCCGCACAAAAGCAGUUGCUGCUUAAAUUUAUUACUGGAUGUUCUCGACCUCCUCUCAUGGGUUUCAAGGCUCUUUAUCCUCCAAUGGGCAUUCAGCUGAUACAUGAUUCGGAUGGAUUACCUACAGCAGCAACUUGUUUAAGUCUGCUGAAGCUACCAGUUUAUAAAGAUACGACAACAUUAGCCAGUAAAUUGAAUAUGGCGAUAAAUUCGAACGCGGGUUUUGAAUUGUCAUGA
Molecule: messenger RNA, 1053 nt
Organism: Dracunculus medinensis (Guinea worm)
Lineage: Eukaryota; Metazoa; Nematoda; Chromadorea; Rhabditida; Dracunculidae
Source: the annotation of a GenBank genome assembly